Molecule: messenger RNA, 1072 nt
Organism: Penicillium robsamsonii
Lineage: Eukaryota; Fungi; Ascomycota; Eurotiomycetes; Eurotiales; Aspergillaceae
Exons: 2
Coding region: 278-1072 (264 amino acids)
Source: RefSeq, a predicted model, not a curated record
CCAUAUUAUCAAGGAAAUUUCAACGUUCUAACAUCAUUCUCUUCGUUAUGGCCCAUCCAUUUGCUUCUACUGAAGGUGUUCUACCAGUCCCAAUUUGUCUUUUAUGCGGGGCGAAGAUCCAUAUGACGGACAAUUUGGGAAUACCCAGUUCAGGCAUCGAAGGAGCCUCGAGACUUGACAAAAAGCAUUGGAAAAAACUCUGGAAGCCCGGUCCGGAACAUUUUAUGAUAUCAGCACACGAGGUAGAAACUGCCUAUAUCGAUAGGUUCCCUCUGCUAUGGUCAUGCUUAUAUCGAGCUCCUCAGUUAUCAAGGAUUCCGAUACUAAGUACCACUUGACUGGUAUCAAUUCGAUGGAAGAUUGGCAAUGGCCUUACUAUGCUGUCAAUGACCCUGCAAAAGCAAGAAUAACUGGGAAGAAAAACCCCGACUACCAUACACAGAUGUUUACCCAAUUCUAUGCUGCAGAUAUUAAGAGACAACCUAAAACAUUGAAAGACAAGACAAUCGGAUUUGUGAUCCAUGCCCACUGUUGGGCCCUGUUCGAUCGAGUCGAAGGCCUAAGAUUUAAUAAUACCAACCUCGCUAAACUUGUCCGAAUUUGUCGAAGAUACUGGCGGGAAAGCAAACGGUGGGGGAUGUCCGGGGAUGUACCGAAUGUCUCUCAGAGUCCACUUAUCGUGCCCGCAAUUCUACAAGCCAUGGCAUCCGCCGAGGCCGAUUACUAUCACCCAACCUCUAGUCUCGGCAUUCUUCCAUUAGAGCUUAGGGUUUUAAUCUCCGAAUUCGUCUGCCCUAUCACAGAUUAUACCAUGAGUGAUGUUCAAAAUUUGAGAAAUAUGCUCUUAGGGUUUGGAUGGAAGUUACCUAAGUGGUUCUGGCGAGUGCGGGUAGACGAACGUUUGUUUUUUGAGUUGGGGAAAUAUAGCGAGAACCCGUCAGUGGAUUGGAAAGUACGGCUUGAAUUUAUGAGUCUUACUGCAGAUCGAACUAGGCUCGGUUCUAGUGGUCUAGCAAACCGUGAGCGGAUUCUUGGGAUUAUGCUUGCUCUUAGGGAUGCCUACACAAAGUGA